CGCCUCCCUGCCUUUUUGUACAACUUCUCACCGAGCAGCCGGAGAACAGGCGUCGGGACGCGCGAAGAGAGGAGCUGUCGCUUGCCCUCGCGGGCCGUCGGUGGAGGCUGGGAGGAGAUUAGGAGACCGCCCUCCCCUCCGUUGCUCCACUCGCGGGACCUACACAGAAACUGGGUGGAGGAGAGAAGCGAAGACCCCGGAGUGGAGUCAGGAGAAGUGAGAACCCUGACCCCUAAUCUCACUGCAUCCGCCAACAGAAGCCCAGCCACCAUGGCAGAGCUGCAGGAGGUGCAGAUCAUGGAGGAGAAGCCACUGUUGCCAGGACAGACACCUGAGGCGGCCAAGGAGGCUGAGCUAGCUGCCCGAAUCCUCCUGGACCAGGGACAGACUCACUCUGUGGAGACACCUUAUGGCUCUGUCACUUUUACUGUCUAUGGCACCCCCAAACCCAAACGCCCAGCGAUACUCACCUACCAUGAUGUGGGACUCAACUAUAAAUCUUGUUUCCAGCCGCUGUUUCAAUUCGGGGAUAUGCAGGAAAUCAUUCAGAACUUCGUGCGGGUUCAUGUGGAUGCCCCUGGAAUGCAAGAGGGGGCUCCCGUGUUCCCUUUGGGAUAUCAGUACCCAUCUCUGGACCAGCUUGCAGACAUGAUCCCUUGCAUCCUUCAGUACUUAAAUUUCUCUACGAUAAUUGGGUUUGGUGUCGGAGCAGGAGCUUACAUCCUGUCACGAUAUGCUCUUAACCACCCAGACACAGUUGAAGGUCUUGUCCUCAUCAACAUUGAUCCUAAUGCCAAGGGUUGGAUGGAUUGGGCAGCCCACAAGCUAACGGGCCUCACCUCUUCUCUUUCGGAGAUGAUCCUUGGACAUCUAUUCAGCCAGGAAGAGCUGUCUGGAAAUUCUGAGUUUAUACAAAAGUACAGAAAUAUCAUUUCACAUGCACCUAACCUGGAGAACAUUGAACUGUACUGGAACAGCUAUAAUAACCGCCGAGACCUGAACAUUGAGCGUGGAAGCGAUAACACUCUCAAGUGCCCUGUGAUGCUGGUGGUAGGAGACCAAGCACCCCAUGAAGAAGCAGUGGUGGAAUGUAACUCAAAACUGGACCCCACCCAGACCUCGUUCCUCAAGAUGGCCGAUUCUGGAGGUCAGCCCCAGCUGACUCAGCCAGGCAAACUGACUGAGGCCUUCAAGUACUUCCUGCAAGGCAUGGGCUACAUGGCCUCAUCCUGCAUGACUCGUCUGUCCCGGUCUCGCACGGCCUCCCUGACCAGUGCAGCAUCCAUUGAUGGCAACCGGUCCCGUUCUCGCACCAUGUCUCAGAGCAGCGAGUCUGGGACUCUCCCUUCAGGGACCCCAGGGCACACCAUGGAGGUCUCCUGUUGAAUAACCCUUGUUACCCCAGUGUGGGAUCCAGCCCUCACCUCCCCCCAGCACUAACCUGGGAGGUACAUAAGGGCACUGGGCCUGAGUAAGCAAGGGAAAAUGGGCAGAUCAUAUAGGGAGACGAUCUUGAUCUUUGAUUGCUACCCUAACCUUGACCUAUAACCUGUCAUUCCCCCAGCUCCUGGGAGAGAUGUCCUAGUAUCUCUUAGGGACCCAGACCCUAACUUCUCCUCCUCCCCUAAUUUGGUGUUAAGGUGGAGGGCAUGUGUCCUCUUCCUGAUCUAGGUGUCUGUAGAUGAAGGAUAAGAGGUUGUUAUAGUUGUCAUAGUGCCUCCAUCAUACUCUCCCUACUUAUCCUGUAUUUGCAAGAGCAGGGGAUUUGGGGCUGGGACUCCAUUUACCAAAGCUGAUGUGGCUUCUCAUUAACAUUUCAGGCCUCUGAAGGGUAGGGCCUGAAUGAAUGUGUACUGGGGGAUGCUUGCUGGUGGGUUAGUGGUGCUCAGGACGUGACAGAAACACCCAGUGUGUAAAAAGGAAGUUGAAAUGGGAGGUGGUAGGCAGUGAACGAAUAUGGUAGAAGGACUGGAGCCAGGGCAAUAGGAGGUGCCGGGGCCAUUUGGCUGCACUAACUUUGGUAGCUUUCAGUGUGCAUCUUAAGUGGGACGGAGGAGGGAGCCAAGUUUGGGCCAGGCUGUUUGGGGCUUGGCAUAGGGGUGGAAAGGGCUACCUUGGGGCUCUGACCACACUGCGUUACAUGUGGAGGGUGCUCUCCUGUCUCCCACACCUUAUGCUAUAACAAUAAACUGUAGAGGAAUCUGAACACCA
This is a messenger RNA of Galeopterus variegatus (Sunda flying lemur), 2211 nucleotides long. It is a transcript of the gene NDRG2, whose product is annotated as NDRG family member 2. Gene Ontology annotation, biological process: signal transduction. The record is from RefSeq and is a predicted model, not a curated record. The transcript has 18 exons. Gene Ontology annotation, cellular component: cytoplasm. The coding region runs from base 271 to 1386 and encodes 371 amino acids. NCBI's taxonomy places the organism in Eukaryota, Metazoa, Chordata, Mammalia, Dermoptera, Cynocephalidae.